CUUGACUGCCUCAAGGUCAGAAGAAAGAAAUAGUUGAAAUAGGUGACAGUAAGGAAACUUAUUUAGGGUCAAAGAAUCCUGAAGAGACUGCCCCUGUGUCACAUGGAGACAUUCACUGCCUAUAAAUUAUUGGUUGCUGCUUUACUUCCCAUGUCACAAGUAAUUUGGGAUCUGAAUUCUGAAGGAAAAGUUAGCUACAGGGAAUGACUGUUGAGGCUACACCUUAUGUAGCACCUGAUCAGGAUGAACAAAGCCUGUGUGAUAGAUACUUGGUGUUUCUGGGUUAGAACCAAAAGACUUUACUUCCUCUCUUGGAAGGAGUUUCUCGGGGUGACUUGUCUGGAAACAGAGGAGGGGUGUUUACAAGAGAUGGUUCGCAGUUCAGACUAAAGCCAAGAAAAAUUUGAGUGUGAUGGAAUAGGAAAACCAAACCAACAACCCCCAACCCCACCACACAAUCUGCUUGGCAAGUCCAAGUUUGUAGUUCCCUGCACAAGAAUGUGAGACUGGCAGGUAUCUCUUCCUGUUGUCUUUGCUGCCACUGAGCUGCCAAAUACUAGAUUCCAGGGUUUGCAUGAGCAAUUUCAUGUUCGCAUCGGCAUUUCUCCAACCCACUGCAUGGCAGGUAUUUGAAGAGGAGCCAGGCAGGUCACACUAGGAAGAAGCAGCUGAGAGUGCGUAUGAGGCACUGCAUAGAAAAAGAUAUUGUGUACAGUGUUUGCCCAGGGACUACACUGUUAAAACAGCACAACUAUGUGCAGUAAAUGGAAUCCCGCAGGCCUGGCUGCUUUUCUUCUCAGUCAGCUCUGCCCGCAGAGCAGGCAGCGCCAGGAAUUCGUUGUUACGCUUUCUGCCCUCAGUGACCUUUGCUGGGUGGUUGAGCUGUGCUGGGAUGUUUCAAACGUGUGUGUGCGCGCGCGCGUGCGCGCUUUUGGACAGAGAAGCAAGAACAGGUGUGCUGGGAUGUUUCAAACGUGUGUGUGUCUGUGUGUGCGUGCGUGCGCUGUUGGACAGAGAAGCAAGAACAGGUGUGCUGGGAUGUUUCAAGCAUUGUGUGUGUGUGUGUGUGUGUGUGUGUGUGUGUGUGUGCGUGUGUGCGCGCGCGCGCUGUUGGACAGAGAAUCAAGAACAGGUGCGUGCCUUGCUGUAAGGGAGCAGCGACCGCCAGAGGGCGCAAAGGUGCCUUUUGACGGAAUGGCACAGGGAGGGGGGCGUUAAAUUCAAAUCACAGCGAACAUGAGCUAGUCUCGGGAAUUAAAGGAUCAGAGCGUGCCUGAGCCUUUCACUGCGGGAAUGGGAGGCACUGAAGAUUCGGGGAAUGAAGAAGAUACGGAGGGACUGUCCUGCCUACCUUCCCGCAGCUGCCCCUCCUCCCCAGUCAGCUUCAGGCCAGAACGCCGCUCAUUUCAGGGGCUAAAAUGGGAGCUGCACGCGCGUUGCCUCAGUUUCCCGCUUGGCUCCUGGGGCUAUCUUGUGCCAACCUUCCCUGCUCGGAGUAUGAGGCACAGACCAGGGUAAUUCUCCAUGCUGGAUUGUCGGGGUCUGCGGAACUCACUGAGCCUUCCUUUUUCCUGCCCUCGGGUGAAGAUUCCCUGUGCCGCUGGCCAGCGCUGGCGCGUCCCGGGGUGCCCUGAGCUCCCGCAGGGCUUCUGCCGUCACUCUUGCUGCCACGCUCCGGUGGCCUCGCAGCCCCCGCCUCCCACAGAGCCCGCGGGCAGCUGUCGCUGCAACCUCUCCCUGCCACUGUAAAAUGCUGCUCUCCCUCUUCCUCCCAGGAAGGCCCCCUGGUUGGGCCGGGGACCCGGCAUCCCCAAGCUUGGAGCCAGUUGUUGGAGGCAGAGCCCUGGAGCUCUUACAAGUCAAGGAUUACUGGUGGUUCCGACUUCGGAUAGUCCCCAAAUUUCCCACCCUUCCUGGUCACCCUAUCCUACCCCGGAGGAAGGGGAGGGUACAGUGCAGGAUAGUUCUGGAGCCUACUCUACUCUUCCCCCCUCCCGCCACACCCUGGCUGGCUCUCGGGUUAUCACGACUUACCCCACCCCUCCCUGCGUCCUGACCUGGGAGAGGCCGGGGCGGGUUGGGGGGGUGGAAAUCCCACUGUCCGCUUGCUGGGGGCGCCCCCCAGCGGCGGACCCCGCACGCUCCGCCCGUGAGGACGGCGACCUCUCCACCCCCUCGAAUGCCCCGCCCCUCUGUCGCCCUUGGGUCCCCACCCCGCCACCGGCACACAAGCACGCAGACUUGGGCUGGAGCCGCUCUGGGUGUCAGCGGCUCGGUUCCCGCGCACGCUCCGCUCCCGCCAUCGCGCAGCCUCGGCACCUGCGGGUCCCUGUGUCCCGCAGCUGUCGCCUCUGACUCUGUCUGGGCCAGGGAGGGCCAUGAUUUCCCUGCCCAGGUCCCCGGUGAUCAACUUGCUGCUGUUUUUGUUCUUGGGGCUGAGUAUCCUCGCGCCCUCCUCGCGCGCCCAGCUGCAGCUGCACGUGCCCACCACCAAGUUGCAGGCGGUGGAGGGAGGGGAAGUGGUGCUUCCAGCGUGGUACACCUUGCAAGGGGAGGUGUCUUCAGCCCAGCUGAGGGAGAUGCCCUUUGUGAUGUGGUUCUUCCAACUGAAAGAAGAGAAUGAGGAACAGGUGUUGGCCUACAUCAAUGGGGCCACAACAAGCAAACGUGGAGUAUCCCUGGUCUACCCUAUGCCCUCCCGGAAUGUGUCCCUGCGGCUGGAGGGUCUCCAGGAGAAAGACUCUGGCCCCUACAGCUGUUCUGUGAAUGUGCAAGACAAAGAAGGCACCAGUAGGGGCCACAGCAUCAAAACGUUAGAACUCAAUGUAAUGGUUCCUCCAGCUCCUCCAUCCUGCCGCCUCCUGGGUGUGCCUCGUGUGGGGGCCAACAUGACCCUGAGCUGCCAGUCCCCGAGGAGUAAGCCCACUGCCCAUUACCAGUGGGAUCGGCAGCUCCCAUCCUUCCAGACUUUCUUUGCACCAGCGUUAGAUACCAUCCGUGGGUCUUUAAGCCUCACCAACCUUUCCUCUUCCAUGUCUGGAGUCUAUGUCUGCAAGGCCCACAAUGAGGUGGGCACUGCCCAGUGCAAUGUGACCCUGGAAGUGAGCACAGGGCCUGGAGCUGCGGUGGUUUCUGGAGCUUUUGUGGGUACUGUGGUUGGACUGGGGUUGCUGGCUGGGCUGGUCCUCUUGUACCAUCGACGGGGCAAGGCCCUGGAGGAGCCAGCCAAUGAUAUCAAGGAGGAUGCCAUUGCUCCCCGGACCCUGCCCUGGGCCAAGAGCUCAGACACAAUCUCCAGGAACGGGACCCUUUCCUCUGUCACCUCCGCACGAGCCCUCCGGCCACCUCACGGCCCUCCCAGGCCUGGUGCAUUGACCCCCACGCCCAGUCUCUCCAGCAGGGUCCUGCCCUCACCAAAACUGCCCAUGACAGAUGGGGGCCACCCUCAAGCAGUAUCCCCCAUCCCUGGUGGGGUUUCUUCCUCUGCCCUGGGCCGCAUGGGUGCUGUGCCGGUGAUGGUGCCCGCCCAGAGUCAAGCUGGGUCUCUGGUGUGAUGACCCAGCCAGUCAUUGGCUAAAGGAUUUGGGGUCUCUCCUUCCUAUAGGGGUCACCUCUAGCACAGAGGCCUGAGUCAUGGAAGAGUACUCACACUCCAGACCCUUAGUCCUCUAUCCCUACCUCUCUUUACUGUGGGAAAACCGUCUCAGUAAGACCCAAGUGUCUAGGAGAUUGCAGAAGAGGGAGAAGAAGUGGAUCUGGACUUGGGAGGAGCCUCCACUGCCCCCCCCCCCACCACUUCUCCCUGUGAAGCCAGAUGCUGAAAUCAGCUACUCACCAAGGGCCCUGGCAGAGACUGCCAGUCACCGAGUCUCCCAGGCCUCCUUGAUCUGUACCCCACCCCUAUCUAACACCACCCUUUGCUCCCACUCCAGCUCCCUGCGUUGAUAUAACCUGUCCAGCUGGCUUGACUAGGUUUUACCGGAACAGAGGCUAGGGAAUGUAUUUUUAAAACUAACAUGAAAUGUGUGCGUUUUCAUUUGCAAAUUUCAAUAAAGAUGCAUUGUGUUUGUAUGGGAUGAGAA
Molecule: messenger RNA, 4082 nt
Organism: Saimiri boliviensis boliviensis (Bolivian squirrel monkey)
Lineage: Eukaryota; Metazoa; Chordata; Mammalia; Primates; Cebidae
Product: myb/SANT-like DNA-binding domain-containing protein 2
Biological process (GO): homophilic cell-cell adhesion
Cellular component (GO): plasma membrane; adherens junction
Molecular function (GO): cell-cell adhesion mediator activity
Source: RefSeq, a predicted model, not a curated record